This is a messenger RNA of Dunckerocampus dactyliophorus (ringed pipefish), 5881 nucleotides long. RefSeq lists its product as uncharacterized. The transcript has 5 exons. The record is from RefSeq and is a predicted model, not a curated record. Gene Ontology annotation, molecular function: protein serine/threonine kinase activity; ATP binding. Gene Ontology annotation, biological process: protein autophosphorylation; peptidyl-serine phosphorylation; autophagy. Gene Ontology annotation, cellular component: autophagosome; cytoplasm. NCBI's taxonomy places the organism in Eukaryota, Metazoa, Chordata, Actinopteri, Syngnathiformes, Syngnathidae. Bases 1395 to 2636 code for a protein of 413 amino acids.
UAUAAAUAGUAUUCUGACAUACAGUAUGUGUCCGAAUGCUAUUUAUAGACUAUAGCCAGACUAUAUCGCCAGAUACGAUGAGUACAACGUCCGGGUGUUUGGUCUCGUGUUUAUCAAUGAUGUCAUGCAGGAGGCCUAGUGCGUUAGCGACAGCAUUGUGGAGCUGCAUUCCCCCACUUUAAGUUGUGGACCGUCACACAACCCCGUUCACUUCCCCAACAUCAGAGUCAUCCUUCAGGUGGCCUGUACCAUCCCAGUAACAUGGUGUGAAUGUGAGCCAAGUGUCAGUACCUUGAAGCGUGUGAACACCUACAUGAGGGCCAGUAUGACACAACAGCAGCUGACCUCGCUGGCACUUCUCCACAUUCACUACAAAAAGGUUAUCAACCUGGAGGAAGUGGUGGACAUAUUUUCCAAGAAAGAUGAUGCUGAAUGAGCGAUAGGUAAGGCUGAAACACAUUGUAGUGAUUCAUAUAGUGUAGGCCUGUGGAAAUAGCAUCCACCACUGAAGCCAGUAAACUGAUGAACUUAUCUAAAUAUGGUUUUAAUUCAUCCUGAACAUGCAUAUGAGUCAAACAGUAGCACAUCACAUGGUACAAUUCACAAUUUUGCAUGUGCAAAAAGGAGUAGGAAGAAGCAAAGCUUAUUUAAUCCUACCCCUCAUCAGUUUCACAUCAGUUGCAAUACAUUUAUUCACCUCUUGUUCUUCCAAGUGUACUUUGUAGGUCUACAUGACAAUGUAGUGCAAUCAUAGCCAAUGGUUUUACUUACUAAAAGGAAGCUGGAGGCUUAAUAAUAACUGAUAGAAAGAGUGUUUGAUUGAUAAUGAGUGAGUACAGACCAUGUACUCUCCACAAUGAAGAGUUAGUAGUCACUGUAGUAGUGGUUAGAUAUACUGUAGUAUUGUAUGUACACAGUAGUUCAGGUCUUUUCUUCUUUGUAUUUUGUGAACAUCUCCUGCUUGUACUUUUUCUUCAAAUCGCUCAUUGUUGUGCAUUGUUUGAGUUCCUCACUCAAGCUAUAGUAUAUAUUCUCCUAGCUUCACAUAUUGGGCAAGCUUGAUGUUGUAAUUUUGCCCUUAAGCUUGUAAUUUGGAAGAAAUAAUAUUGUUAUGUCUGUCCAAAAUAUGCAUCAGAAAACAGUUUUUUCGGGCUCCAAAUGCAAAAUUUUCACUGCUCACUCUACCAAGUGGCCCUCGCUGGACAAACCUUUGGACACGCCCCAAUGCCGUUGUUCAUGACCUCCGGUCGGGCCGGGAUAGGCCUGCCUGCUUCGCUGAAGGCCACAAGGAGGCGUGGAAAAAGGCAUGAAAAAGCAGCCAACUAUGUCCAGUCGUGUUCAGACCUGACGCAUCUGCUCUCCCUCAACAUCCUGCACGACCCCGUUUGAAGGCGAUGGCGUACUCCACCGGCACGCUGGCGCAAGGCUGCUUUGGGAAGGUGUACCGUGAGAAGUACGAGGACAACUGGGCUGCCGUCAAGAAGGUCCCGCAGCAUCUGAUCAGCAGGAAGGACCUGGAGAGAGAGUGUGACGUGUACAACAAAGCUAAUCACCCAAACAUUGUGAAGCUGCUGGGCAACAUCAAACUCCAAGACAGGAAAUGGAUCAUCCCGCUGGAGUUCAUCUUUGGAGAGGACCUGGAGACCACCAUCUUCAAGGCAUCCAAGUCCAAAAUACAGCUGACUCCUGCUAAUAGAGGCAAAAUCAUCGUGGGCAUGUGCGAGGGUCUGCUGCACCUCCACUCCAAAGACAUCGUCCAUCAAGACCUCAAACCCGAGAACAUCAUGGUGGAACACAACACAAACAGAGCCGUCAUCAUCGACCUGGGCCUGGCCAAGUUCUUCCGCCGUGGCCUCAACUCGGCCAUGGACAUGGGCAACGAGGCCUACUCGGCGCCCGAGGUGCUGCAGAGGCGCAGCCAGCGUGACCAGCGCUCCGACGUGUGGGCCAUGGGCAAGAUCAUCGCCGAGUUAUGCGCUCGCGUCCGCCUGCACACCCCCAGCGUGUGCCCCGCCAAGGUCAGGGAGGUCAUGCGUGACCAGCCCUACUGCCAGGCCGUGUGCCGCAUGGUGGAGAGCAACCCUGCACUCAGGGCCUCCAUGGUGGGCGUCAUAACGGACAUGAGGAGCGCCGCUGGAGGUGUGGCCCACCUCAAUCCACCUUCGCCUCACGUUCACGUGAGGAACCGGUCUCCAUCACCAGCUCAGAGAGGAGCAUCCCCGUUCGACAAAGAUCUCUCACCAGCAAGACGAGGAGCGUCCCCCUUUAAAAGAGAGAACAGGGGCCCCUCCCCGCUGGCGUGGGAGCGCACCCCAAGACCAGAACUUAAAGUCGGCCACCACCGAGCCAGACACUUCCGCUCCCUCUCCCCGCACAGGACAGAGGUCCACAACAAGAACCACCAAGCUCUGGUCCCGACAGGUGUCCACCGGGACCUGACCAAGGACAUGCUGAAGAUGGGCUUGUACCAGGAGGCCGCCCGGGACCUGCCCUGCAACCUGCCCACCACCGGCCGCGUGGUGGUGCGGCGCUUCGAGGAGAAGAACGGCACAGUGGAGACGUGGGAGCAGAAGGAGGUGGUGACGCGCGACGGGAAGAUCAUCAAGUACAAUGACGUCACAUUCAACAGCACAUAGAGGGAACGGGCCAAGUCUGCCCGCAGGCUGUUUUGGCAAAUAUUAGGAUUAUUUUUGCAUGAGCGGCUUCAAAGACUGUUUGAGCGUCUUUGAGACCGGAAGAUGGACUCCAGAAGUCCAAACCUUCAUGUACCACGGUAUCCAGGCUUGAGCCACAGCAAUCUGCGAGGAUAAUGGAAUUUCCUUUUUUAAUGCAAAUGUUGUACUAUUUUUACCCCCUCAAAAAUGAUUUGCUACGCAAGUACUUCCGUUUUUGCUACACCACACCCGCUUACCCUCACGGAAGUCCCAACAUGUGACUUGUUCUCGCAGGUGAUACGAGAUACAUUCAACAAUCUCAACGCAUUUGUACCAUCAUUUCAUACACUCCAUGCAUGCCUUGCUGUAAUUGUACACCAGUGCCUUGGUUAACAUCAUUCAUCCCGUCCAGAAGGUCCGACUCAAACCAAAACAGACUCUAACCAAAGCAAGCUUUCCUACAGAAAAGAAUGUCAAUCCAAUUCAUCCGUUCCAGACAGCCAAAAAUGCGAACACGAAACAUAUUUUAUAGCAGAAAAUGAAGCAAAAAUAACGAUUGGAUAAUAUCGGCUUCCGCCACGAGAUCGGGCCGAUCCGGUUGCUGUAUCACGUUCGUAACUCUGGGCCACACUCCAACACGGUGGGUGCGGUCAUGAGCCUCAAAGCUGGUUGCCACUUGACCAACACCAGCAUGCAGACGUGUCCGAGGUGUACUGUGGUGAUGUUGAUGUCACGUUGGACGUCGGGUAUUGGGCUCCGUAGCUACAGCGGUAGUUCUCUCUCACUGUGCCAGACUCUCACAGUGGUGGAGCUACGUGGUGGCCAGUUGGUGACUGUGGCCAUCCCAUCGGCCAUCUACACAUUUCUGGUAUCAACUUAUUGCCAAGUAUAACAAUGAAACAAAAAUAGCUCAAGAGUUACCUUUUUUGGCAGUACAAUGCUAUAGCUAUUCAUGUAAGAACUUACGUGGUUUUGUUUAUCAUCCAAAAAAGCAUGGAAGUAGCUAAAUAUCAGCUCUUAAAUGAAACUCUUAUGAGCUAUAUUUGUUAUCAUCAUCAUAUCUGUCCACACAAAGCGCCAUAUCACCCACCGUGCGCCGCCUCUUUGGCAGACACGGGUACCGGAGUAGAUGUGUGUGCACCGCCGCCGAUGAUGGAGCCACUCCCGUCACGUUUACAUACCUCUGAAAUGACCACCAUCUUCACUUUAAAGCGUAUAAUUGGGAGGUCUUGUACCCCAUCUCGGUGCGUCGUGUAUCUCUCUACAACUCUGCUACAUUAAACAAACGCUGUUGUCCUGAAAUGGCGCCCCCGGCCCACAGUGUAUUGUGCGAUCACGUGCAAGUAUCGCGAGAUAGAUGGCGGCGGCGUAAACAAACCAGACGCUAUUAAGCGGACGAACGCAAGCCAAGGCAACAUUUCAGCAAAAAUGUUGGAUGUUAACCAAAAAACGCGCUAACCGGGUCGGACGUUAACCAAGGUACCACUGUAUUUUAUAUUGUAUUGUGUUCCUGCAUACCGGUGUUGUAUAUUGUACUGUUCAGCGAAGCCCGCGUUCCUCUAGUGGUACUGCCAAUCCAAUGUAGACAUGCCAAGCUUAGAAUAUAAAUAAAUAUAAAAUGAAUAUAACAUAAUAUAACUAAUCUAGUCAUAUAUAAUGACUAAUAUAACUGACCUCAACACAUCAAUAGGAGUGCAAUUCCAACACCACACACACACAGUAUGUAUCUCCAACUCACAAACAGACACGUGUCUAGUCCUCUUCGGAACCACACUUGUUGUCACUGGACCACAGUGAGAUGCAUUCACUGACACUCCGAAAAUCACAACAAUGUCACUAUUAUGCGCAUACGUGUGGUCUAAAUCAACAGAAGGACAAAGAAAAACAGUAUUCCUACUGCGGAAGUACAAUGUGCUGCAUUCAAGUAUGCUCGGAAGUCCCAGAAAAUACAUCUACGCUCAAAACACGUGACUUCAACUUGGGUCACGUGGUGUCUUUGAACGCAAGCCUUCAUGGCUCAUAAUAACGCAGGUAGGGUGCAAUUGUGCUACUAUUGAAGAGACUAGCGUUGGGCAAUCUCUUAGCUUGAUUUAAACUUUCAGUUCAUACAAAUAUAUAAAAUAAUGAAUGCCAUUCAUCUUUUCGUUCAUAAAAUACAGUGAAAAAACAGUUACAAAUGGUGAUUAAUCAUGAUUAAUUAUUUGAAAACUGUUAUUCCAAUUUUUAAUCAUUUGACAGCCUUAAUUACAAUAAAACAUCAUCUAAAAUUUUAACCAAAAAUGCAAAAAUUGGAAAAAUUGAGCAAAAAUAAUAAAUAAUAAUCACAAUAAAACAUACAAAUAAAAAUAAUACAAAGGGGGAACAGCCAGCCAGACACUCAACGCACACAGAAAAAAAUCACAACAAGCUUUGUCUUGAAUUCACGUAUAAAUGUGUUUUUGUUUUUGUUUUUACCAUUUUUACAAAAUAAAAACAAAAUACAAAUCAAAGAGUACCGCCCCCUUCCAACCCCCUACCCCUGUCACACAUUUUGGAUACCCCCGCUGUAAGCUUUGUCAUUGAGCAAAUGAAAGGGACUCCCUGAAACGUCAUCCUUGCUUGUCCAUGAAGCACAUGUCAAGCCUGUCAAGCUGGCUCUUCACGUUGAUGCAUAUCCACACUUGUUUAAGUACACUUGUUUAACUUGCAUAAUAAACAAUAAAGACAUUCUAUUCUAUUCUAAUGGAGGUUUCUUUGUCGGAAAAACAAAGCUACUCACCCUUUGAAGACGCGCGACUGUGGAGUGGGAAGAGGAAGGCUGUGACGGAGUGGCUCCGUCAUCGGUGGCGAGUGACACACACACAGCACAGCAUAUAUGCAUACACCACUCCGGUUCCCGCAUUAGCGAUGCUGUUCCAGCCUGUCUGACGUUACAUCCACAGCAUUCAUUUCUGGUUUCAACAAAGAAACAAACCCAUUCAAACUUACCAUAGCGUGGUCACGGCAUUAGGAGGCAGGCAGUGAAACAAAAUGUACAAAAAUGUGGACAAAAGUGCAAAAAGUAGUCAGGAAAAAAUAUAUAUAUUUAUAAAACUAUUUCCAGCCACUUCAUACUACCCUCUUGUGGUCCACUGCCACACCAUCCCAACCUGCUUCACUGCCAACUCCCCAACCUUCUCCCACAUCGGCGAGCGUUGAGGUACUGCUUGGCCAAUUUGGCAGCUCCAAGCCCCUCCGUGGGCUCACGC